Messenger RNA from Acanthaster planci (crown-of-thorns starfish), 2090 nucleotides. RefSeq lists its product as uncharacterized. Lineage: Eukaryota; Metazoa; Echinodermata; Asteroidea; Valvatida; Acanthasteridae. The record is from RefSeq and is a predicted model, not a curated record.
CAGUUGUCAGGGAGGCUGGGAGCAGAACGACUCUUAAGGACCGUGCCGUGGCCAGUCGCGGCUCAGACAGGGGGGCAAACGUCACUGCGCACGGACAAAUCGUCUGCGGUGUUGUGCGACAUAAUACAGCAAGCUACCAAUCGGUGUUGUCGGUUCUGUCCAACACUUUGGCGACGAAGUGGAAGAAAGCGGUGAUUUGGAAGUUUCACUGUGCUUGUUGGCUCUUGUCAAGUCUCUUUUUUUGCAAGCCGGGAGGCACAAGGCUUUGGUUGUGAAACGUACUACAGGCACGUCACGCAUAAGGUACAAGUACACUCAUAAAACAAAACUCUGGGUCCGAGGUUGUCAAAGUCGACUCACACCUGGACACAUUCGAUCUAAUACAGACUGAGGAAGUGAAAAAGGAUAGAAUUACUGUCGAAAACGAUUAGAGAGGUUACAGCCAAGAACCUGAAUUUCAAGAUGAUGAGACUCAUAGCCCUGCUUGGUAUAGUCAGCCUGCUAGUAUGCCGGUCAGCUGGUCAAGAUGCCGCGAAUGUGGAGGAAGAGGAGGACUUCAAGGACUUAUACCCAGCUGACAGGGCGCAUGGUUUCAAAGACGUAAAUGGAAUGAUGGAUGACGAGCAGCAUCUACACAGCGCCACCAAGAGGGAUGUAAGCGACAGGCAACGCGAGAUAGACCUAGCAGCCCAGCAGCCGUUCUACCCAUACGGUAGGAGAACGGACGUGCCAGGCCGGCCAACUGGCUUCAUUUUUGGCAAGAGAGGGCAGUAUUUCAUCCCCUACCAGUACCAGAAGCGAGAACUGGCUGAGGUCAACCCGUACAGCGUGUCUAAGCGAGAUGAAGAGCUGACCGGUCUGGAGGAAGAGCUAGAUGCCAGCAAGCGCUCCAGUGGACCGUACAUGAGCGGUCUUCACUCGCUGACCUUCGGCAAGCGGGACGCGUGGGGCCCAGAGAAAAGACGCGACCCGUUCUCGUCCUACGCCUUCGGCAAACGGGCCUUCGGCAGCAGCUUGACGUUUGGGAAGCGUGGAUACGGCAUGUCGUCCUUUGACUUUGGAAAACGGGCGGGACUUGACAGCAGUUUUACCUUCGGCAAGAGGGCUAUCCCAGAUGUUGACAGAUACGACGAGGACGCCCUGGUUCAGGACGACAAGCGUGCUUUCGGUAGCAGUUUGACCUUCGGAAAGCGCAACGGCUUGUCGAGCUUCACUUUCGGCAAGCGAGCGGGUGAACGAUAGAACGUUGAGGUCGUCCUAUCGCAUGCCCAGCACUUGUAAAGAUAGCUAUUAUUCAUAUUAUUUCAACUAAAGUUUAACUGGCGACUGGCUUAUGUUUUUAUGGACCAUUGUACUGGUCAUACAGAUUGUAGCCUUGAAAUAGAAAAGCCCUGUUAUUACAAAAGAUAGGAAGGGUAAGGCAAACCUUGUUUGUAAAUAAAGAGGAAAUAGUUACAACCGAAUCAAAAUUGACAAAAGAGAUUGAAAGCAAAGCGUCGUUUAAUUAAAACUUCUUCUGUUUUACGAAAUUUUUAAAGAAAAAAAUAAGAUCUUCUGGCUUUAGGGUCAGAAAGCCAGCCAAGGAUUGGAUUGCAUUCCUUUGAAUAAAUUCUACAGUACUGUAAUUAUACGUAAACUUUACAUAAAUGAUAUCAUCAGCUAAAUGCGAUAAAGCAAUCAAAUGUACAAAUAUAGAUUAACUUUGUCAUUCACAAUGCUAUCUUUUUUUUUCAAAAUGAGUUGCGAAGCUUUAGUUUAAAUACAACCGCAUGCUUACUGGUCAGUUUGGAAUUAUUACAAUAACUACAGUACUGUUCGUUAAGAGAACAUAAUCAUGAUAGACAACUGGCAUUAAUACUAAACUAUUUUGAAACUAAAUUUUGAAUAAACAUUUCCUGCCUAAUGUUCAUUUUAAAUUUUAUCACUUUAUUGGCAAAGACCACUUUGGAGUCCAUAUAGAGUAUUAAUCAAUGAAAUUCUCAAGAAAUUUUCCUUCCUCCCAAGAUUUAUAUAUAAAUUCAAAAAUAGGAACUGCUUGACAGAAGCUUCUGCUAACUAUUAAAAUUAUUUGACGUCUAAGUAAAAAGAAA